This is a messenger RNA of Pocillopora verrucosa, 1782 nucleotides long. RefSeq names its product kappa-type opioid receptor-like. Gene Ontology annotation, molecular function: G protein-coupled receptor activity. Gene Ontology annotation, cellular component: plasma membrane. Gene Ontology annotation, biological process: G protein-coupled receptor signaling pathway. NCBI's taxonomy places the organism in Eukaryota, Metazoa, Cnidaria, Anthozoa, Scleractinia, Pocilloporidae. The record is from RefSeq and is a predicted model, not a curated record.
UCAACGAGUACUAGACACACUAGACAGUGUCGAAGGGACAUUUUUUGAGAACACAUUGCGGAAAAAGCCACACAUUUGGUACCCAAAGUAACAGACUUCGCAAUUUUACCAGCUGUAGGAUCAGUACCACUGGCAGAUGACCUGUUUCGUUCAUUUCGCCAUAAAGACACUCUUUUAACCCAGAGAGUUCAUUGAAUCAGCGUUUGAAAGUGUCAGUUUACCUUAUCUGCUCAUCAGUGAACUUUAUACUAUUCUCUGCCGGUGGAUUCGACGAUUAUCAUACGUCAUGGAGUAAGUCUUGUGGAGAAAAGAUAGUACUACGUUCAAAAACACUCGCUCAUCGGCAAGCUUAUAAAUAACAAAUAUUUACUCUUUGAUUUUGUCGAUGUUGAACUUACUAAUUAGUAUUUUACGCCCCCUUUGAUUUUAACUAAAAAGCUAUGGAUUUGAGAAACGACACUUUGACAAGUUCAUCGACAACAAAUGGAGACGUCUCCUCAACAGAGACGUUUAUAGACGAACUGCCAAUGCGGGUUCGUCUCUUUGCAUUCAUUUUCUAUUUGGCGCUCCUGGUGGUCGCUGUAAUUGUGGACACCGCUAUUUUAUUCGUAUUCUGUCGAGUAAAAGAAUUGCGAAAUGUUACCAACAACUUGCUAUGCAACAUGAUUGUGGCAGACUUACUAUUUGCGUUGCAAACCCCGCUGGAGGCGCUUGCCUUCAAGAAUAAUUUCUGGGACGCUGGAGACGGCUGGUGUAAAACUCACAGAUUUCUCCUUCAUACAUUUUAUAACGUGGUGAUCAUAAGCCUGACAAUUGUCAGUAUUGAAAGAUACUACGCAAUAUGUAAGCCCAUGCGGUUCAAAAAAUGUCUCGAUUUCAACGUCUGCAAUCGGAAGCUUAUACUCGGUGUUUGGGUUGCGGCAUGCCUCUUAGCUCUGCCGCAGGUCUAUAUUAGCUCAACCGAAUGGUCUUACCGACGAACGGUGUGCAUGGAGAGACGGCCAGAAGAUUACUUGGUAGUUUUUCUAGCGUACCAUGUAACAUUGUUUAUCUUCUUGUAUUUAAUACCUGUCGCGAUAAUGAUUUUCACGUAUGGACAAAGUUCAAAGAAGCUAUACGAUAUGGUGGAGAGAUUUCGUCAAAGAUCCCGUUUCGACAUUUGCAGUGCUGUCAAGAUGAGACGAAGCAUCAUUCGCAUGCUUCUUGUCGUGGUCAUUGUUUUCGUCGUUUGUUUAACACCUCUAACAUUUGCUGAACUAUUACACGUUACUCCGGUGAUGAAGCUUUAUGACCCAUUUGGCAUUUUCUCUUUUUGCGUGGGUAUGUUAGCGUUUUCUCAUUCUCUGUUAAAUCCUAUAGUUUCGUCAUUCAUGAGCAAGGAAUUCAGGAAGGCUGCAAGACAAGCUUUUAGAUUUACGAAAGAACUAAGACUCGAUAUCUGUGUCAACCAUAAAGAGAAAGACAAUAAAUGCCAGCUAAAUGUAAUGAAGCAGAACGUCGAGGCUAAUGGAGUUGGGGGCGGAAAAACCUUCAGGUUGGACGAGAAAAACAACGAACCAGACAUAUCUCUAAGGAGAGACGGUUUUUCAAACAACGGAUUUGACUUUAGGCUCCACGACGAUAGUUUUGUCACAGAAACCACUGAGAUACCGCCGAAGGAAGCUGAAUAACACAUUUUGGAUUUUUAAAACUAAAUUCAAAUUGUCAAAACAGAGUUGUAUGUCUCCUUUGUUGCCUAAGUUCAAUUUCAAUAAACGGUAUUGCAUUUUUUUUGUGUGUUUA